GGAGGAGGGGGAGGGCUGCGAGUGCGCCCGUCGUGCCGCCCCGCGCCGCCGCUGAGCCACUCUCUCCGCAAGGUUCCUGGGGGUGAUGCCCGCCUACAGCGCCGCGGACGACGCUCUGACCACCAAACUGGUGACGUUCUAUGAGCGCCGUGGGGACUCUGCCGCGCCGUCCCAUCAAGCCACCGUUCUGCUCUUCGACCCCCGCUGCGGCUCCCUGCGAGCGGUCCUGGAUGGCUCCGUCAUCACGGCGAAGCGCACAGCGGCGGUUUCUGCCAUAGCGACCAAGCUGCUGAUGCCGAGAUCUGCAGAAGUGCUGUGCAUUUUGGGAGCUGGUGUCCAAGCACGCAGCCACUACGAGAUCUUCAUGGAGCUGUUCCCGUUUACGGAGGUCCGGCUGUGGAAUCGCAGCGAGCAGCGCGCGGUGAGGCUGGCGAGCUCCGUGGGCGGCGCGGUGCGGGUCUGCGGCACGGCCCGGGAGGCGGUGGUCGGGGUGCCCAUCCCUACGCAUCACGGAAGCCAUGGGAUCUGGCCCUUCCAGGUGGGGCGGACUCUCACUGCCUGGCAGUGCCGCUAG
This is a messenger RNA of Meleagris gallopavo (turkey), 574 nucleotides long. The record is from RefSeq and is a predicted model, not a curated record. Lineage: Eukaryota; Metazoa; Chordata; Aves; Galliformes; Phasianidae.